This is a messenger RNA of Lasiosphaeria miniovina, 563 nucleotides long. RefSeq lists its product as uncharacterized. The record is from RefSeq and is a predicted model, not a curated record. Lineage: Eukaryota; Fungi; Ascomycota; Sordariomycetes; Sordariales; Lasiosphaeriaceae. Bases 173 to 478 code for a protein of 101 amino acids. The transcript has a single exon.
GGAUUGCUGAGAAUUGCUGAACCCAACAGAGGUCGCACCAACGUCUUCGAGCGUACAAGGCCGUGUGCUGAGACUUGUGGUACGUCGAAACCCUGCCGUCUGGGCCACACAGGGGCGGUUGGAUCGUCUCAACCCAGGUUUCGGAGGCGGCCGUGCAGAGGCGCGUGAGUGGAUGGGAAAGGAAACAAGCAGCCGCAAGGCAAAGUUGAAUAAUUGCCGUUCGUCUCAAUUUCUUAAAAAUAGAAAAACUCCAGGCAGGCCACACUCGUUGAAGCUACGGCGGCCAAGUUGGUCGACAACGUGGGAUGGGAUGGAAGCGGCCGCUGUCCGGCAACACAUGGUAACUUUGUAUCCGUAUGGAUACUGCAAUCGCAUAAAUACAAUAAGCUUGCCCGCCUUCCACGGGCGCCCCACGCACAACACAUGCCAGGCACGUUGGUGGGUAGUUGGAGUGUGUGCGAUACUGUGCCGGCUAUAACCAGGCCGUGUUUAAAUUACAGCAGCUAUCUUUCUUGGUUGAAGGGUUGGUGGUCCCGAGAUGUCGAGCGUGCCUGAAUCGAGCG